Desarmillaria tabescens is the source of this 939-nucleotide messenger RNA. RefSeq lists its product as uncharacterized. The transcript has 2 exons. The record is from RefSeq and is a predicted model, not a curated record. Lineage: Eukaryota; Fungi; Basidiomycota; Agaricomycetes; Agaricales; Physalacriaceae. Bases 1 to 939 code for a protein of 312 amino acids.
AUGGAACCUCAAAAGGCAACGAGGUCAAAAGUUUCGGUGAGUGGCAAGUCUUUGGAAACCAGCUUACGUGCUGAGGACGGUUGGAAGAGGCGGCCACAUUUGGUGUGGAAGGAGCAGUUCAGAUCGGUUUAUCUAGACGAGGUUACUCGCCAUGACAGACGAGGAGACGCUCGCCAGAAUCUGAAAUGUCCCAACUGUAUCGCUCGGAAUGUUGAGGAAGAGGUGCAGGGAGAGCCGGAGGUUCGGUGUAAGGAUUGUUUUCUCAGUGAUUUGGUCUGCACAUCCUGUUGCGUCCGUUGGCAUAGGCAGAAUCCAUUCCACUGCAUCGAGGUAGUUUUUCCCCGUUACCCUAACCGAUGGACUGGGCUUUACUUUGCCCCAAUCAUGCUGAAAGCGAUUGGCUUACAUGAUCAGCUUAACCACCAAAGUUUCCAAUGUCCUCUCCCUGUACCCUGCCAUGUCAAGCUUCGAAUUCUCCAUACCACGGGCAUUCAUGACGUUGCAGUCAAUUACUGUGGUUGUGGGCGACAAAUCCCGCAGCACAUUCAACUCCUACGACGCGGAUGGUAUCCUGCUAGCCAGAAGGUGGUGAAGACUUGUGCAACGUUCCAGCUGUUGGAGUUGCUCCACCUCUUUUCCCUUGUCUCCAAAAUGUCCACAUAUCAUUUUUAUCGCACGUUAGAGAGAAUGACGGAUAAUACAGGGCUGAAUACACCACCCUCUCGUAAAGCAGCCCUGAUGCGUAUGCUUAUUCAAUGGUGUCACUUGAAGCUGUUAAAGAGAGGCGAGCGAGUGCACGACAUCACUGGACCUGAGGGUACAAAGCCAGGCGAGCUUGCCGUCCUCUGCCCAUCUUGUCCUCGGCCGGGAAUAAACCUACCCUCCAGACUGGGAUCAAGCACCUCCCCACUUAAAGUAAGCAUAGAUGUUGUAAUGUGA